Homarus americanus (American lobster) is the source of this 2346-nucleotide messenger RNA. RefSeq lists its product as uncharacterized. Lineage: Eukaryota; Metazoa; Arthropoda; Malacostraca; Decapoda; Nephropidae. The transcript is spliced from 4 exons. Bases 539 to 2200 code for a protein of 553 amino acids. The record is from RefSeq and is a predicted model, not a curated record.
GUGCGUGGUGGUAGGCGGCAGGGAAGCGUUCUUGGUAGUGGAGGUAGUGCAGCCGCCGAGGUGUGUGUGUGUGCCUCGACCACCACCUGUGAGAACGACUCGAGAAUCUUGGUGUUUAAAGACGAUUAUGAAGAUGAUAGGGGGAGGGUAGAGGUUGACCCAUGGUGUGAUCUGCCUCACUGAUAAUGAGUCAAGGUGACGGUGUUAUAUGACUCAUUUGUCCACGUUAUCACCGCUACCAUCUUCCCCCUCGCUCGUGGUCAGGGGAGGAGAACCCGUAAAACACGUACUAUAUAUAAAACCUUUAACUAUACUGUUCUACAUAAUUGUUACGUGGCCAUUAAGAUUGUAUCACGAGUUUAAGCGUAAAGUGUUACUGAGUCGUGAAGUGUUUGCCGCUUGAUAACUGUGACGUGUCAGCGUCACACACAUUACUUUACCCAAGAGCUUCUUUACCUGAGGAAAACUGACCUUUUUUUUGUUACCAUGAACUCCGCCUUUAACAUGGCCGUACUAGAGGAUGUAGACGAGAGGCGUAAUGACUUCCAGUGCCAAGUCGGUCAGGUCUGAUAUCAUUAGUGCCAUCAGUCGCAACAGCCGCCUUCGGGGUAUAGAGGAGGUCGGGCAGGGGCCCCCCCGAGGCCCCGCCGCCAAGGCCCAGUCUGCAGGGACCGACACACCAGAUGUAAGCAUCACCGAUGACGGUAUCGGUUCUCUCAGCGGGUCGCCGGGGUCAACAAGGAUGCUCGCCGACUCCUCGCUCACACAGUCAGACACCAGAAGAGACAUUUUCUUGGCAACACCAAAAACUAGCACCCGGGACGCCCAGCACUCACAGAGUCAGCAGCACUCACAGAGUCAGCAGCACUUACAGAGUCCGCAGCACUCACAGAGUCAGCAGUCCUUACUGAGCGACUUCUCUGAACACUUGACGUUAGAGAGGAGCGAGACCCAGGAAGGUGACCCCCCGUGGCUCACCAGACGGGACAGUAAGUCAAUCUGGGAAGAACCUUCACUGAGUGAGGCAGAGAACUCCUGCAGGAGUGAGAGCCGUGUGGCAGCCACAGAUGAGGUACAGCAGCUGACACCAGAUGACUACACUGAGGCAGGUCACCAUAGAAACGAAGACCCUGCCUGGCACAGCACCGAUAGGAGGUCACAGCUCAGUGUCCACAGUGACCAUAACUCAGUGUCGACGACGUCGAUAAGGUCAGCAAAUUCUGAAGAGUUGAUCCCGAAGCCACAAGAGACGAGUGAAAGUUGGAGGACACCAGAAGCGUCUCCCGGCCACGACCCUCACGACUCCGACUGUCACUCUCAGGCCAACAACAAAGACUUUGAACUUGAAAUAUUUGUCGACAAACCAAGAGAGAAAAACUGUACGUCAAUAAAGGAUCCAUUAAGCGACCCUGUUGUUGACGGUGAAGAUGUAGUGAGUGAACCAAACAGGGCAGCCGUCAGCGACACACAGUCUCUUAAGUCCGCUCAAGAACCAGUUGUGUCGCCGCGUGUAGAGCCCGUCCUCGCCCCUGACACAGAGGUCCAGGAGGAGCAGCUGCUUACUUCUGUCUUGCGUUCAAAAGACGGAAGGAAAGUGCGCUCCUCGUCAGUAGGUCACAGGGUGAGGUUCAGAGGUGAGUGUUGCAUCGCGGAGCCCACCUGCGACGCCUCUUCCCUGGACGGUUACCGGCACCACGCCACAACCAGACGAAGUCGCCGUAACAAGAGAAAACUCAACAGAUCAGCCAGUGUGUCUAACAUGGGGGCGGACGUCAACAAGGAGGAGGAGGGGCGCCACGAGUACUCCACACUGCUGAGGGAGAUUCACGCCCUUAUGGCAGAGGUGAAACGGCAACGGGAGGACUUCCGUACCGAGAUACGCUCCCUGGCCUCCACUAUCAACCGUAAAUACAACUACACCUCCAGUAGGAACUGUGUGUGUUCCUCCGUCAGGAGGGGCUCUCGCCUCCCCGUCAUGAUGUCGGAUCAAGAGGCCGGAGCGAAGGAAGUAAAGGAGGUGAAGGAAGUAAAGGAGGUGAAGGACGUAAAGGAGACGAAGGAAGCGAAGGAAACGGAGCAGAAAGAGGAUAAGAAGGAGUGUGAGGAGAGGUCAAACAGCAGAGCAUCGACAGGCACCAGUACACCUGAACCAAAGUCCAGGAGAAUGGUGACGAGGCACCUGGUACCCCCAAGAGCCUAACGCUACGUGAGCAGUUCCGUAACUUCAGUAAGUUUGGUGAUACGAAGAGUGACGGCAAGAUGAUCACUCUGUCUCAGGCGGAUAAGUGGUUCAAACAGGCGAGAGUGAUAGACGGCAAGACUCUCUCUACCACCGACACCGCUAUU